Messenger RNA from Camelina sativa (false flax), 649 nucleotides. The record is from RefSeq and is a predicted model, not a curated record. NCBI's taxonomy places the organism in Eukaryota, Viridiplantae, Streptophyta, Magnoliopsida, Brassicales, Brassicaceae.
AAUCCAUCAGAUUCCUCCGAAAAAACAUUAUAAAAACCAUCUCAUCGACCUCUUCCUUUUCUUCAUCUGAAGCUUUUGCAGUAUUCAUUAAUAAAUAAAUAUACUGCUUUAGCUUUGGAACAAAAAAAGAAACUAGAAAAAAAAAUAAUAAUAAUGGCACGUCAAUUUGUCGUAUUAGCACUCUUGGCUCUGGCCGUGGCCACCGCAUUCGCCGCCGAUGCACCUUCAGCUGCUCCAACCAAAGCCCCCACCAAAGCCCCCACCACCCCAACCAAGGCUCCCGCAGCUGCACCCAAAUCCUCCGCCGCCGCACCUAAAGCAUCAUCCCCUGUCGCAGAGGAACCCAACCCCGAUGACGACUACUCGGCUGCCACCCCCAGUGACUCCGCCGAUGCACCCACCGUCUCCUCCCCUCCGGCUCCUACCCCCGAAGCCGAUGGACCCUCAUCCGACGGACCCACCGCCGAUUCACCCAAAGCUGGCGCCGCGACUAGUUUGAAGCUCUCCAUCGCCGGCACCGUCGCCGCCGCCGGAAUCUUCUUCUUCUCUCUCUAAGUUUCUUUUUUCUUUAAAAUUAAAAUUAAAAUUGGGGCUGAAAUCAUUAUUUGUUGUUGUGUAACAUUAUUUAUCAACUCUUUAACUAAACUAA